Didymodactylos carnosus is the source of this 1390-nucleotide messenger RNA. The record is from the annotation of a GenBank genome assembly. NCBI's taxonomy places the organism in Eukaryota, Metazoa, Rotifera, Eurotatoria, Philodinida, Philodinidae.
CUUCAAGUACUAGAUUUCCAGGAAUAAAGAUAUAUCCUGGAUUGGGUUACGAUUUCACAGGAGUUUCUGGCCGUAACUUAGGGCUGAUUUCUAUUAAUGGAAACUAUGAAUAUUAUCCUAAUUAUGUAACAAUUAAUAGGGUAACAACAUCCGGAUUGGUUACACCUAAGAUCGUAUAUCAGGACGGUUCGUCAGACGGCGCAUUGGGCUCAUCUACAUUCUCAGUGGGAGCAUCCGGAGGCGGGCCCUGGUAUGGACCGAGGGGACUUGGUUAUGUUUCAGACCCAGGAAAUGUUAAAGAAACUGCCAAUAAUUUUGGAUGGUAUACUAUGGACUCUGUUUCACAUUAUGGAAACACACAUGAAACAAGCGGAAUUAGAUGUAUUAAAGACCCGAAUGACGCUUAUAUGCCAACUGCUUUUGACACGGAAUUCAUCAGCACACCAAAUGAAGAAUAUCCAUUAGCAACUUUGAAAAACUGGACGAAAGAUCCGAACAGCUAUGUAGAAUAUACUAACAGCUCAGUGACAACAGCGUAUCCGGCAGAUAAAGACCGCGUUAUAGAAAUUCCGUUGCGCAAAGCGUAUGCAAUGUAUAAGUUACAUUUAAGCACAACAGAUGAAUAUCCGCAGGGAAGUGUCAAGUCGAGCUCUGUAGUAUGGACUACCAAUACAGGUUUGAUCCAGAACAUGGAAAUAAUCGAUGGAACUAAGGAAACGGCUAAACUUCGAGUUACUUUAAAUGAAAAUCAACACGGUAAUGCUGUGGUAGCUUUCCAUUUAGGAAACUCCGGCCAGUGGGCAAACGGCAAAAUGCAAGAUCCUAUUAUUUGGAGCUGGCAGAUCUGGGCUCCUGAAACACUUGUAGGAUCACUAGAUUAUGAAACUGAAACCUUAGCAAACGGAGGCAUUAUAAAUGUUGCCAAUUCAGCAUUUGUGAAUCCUGUGAAAAGUAUUGGAGUUCCGUUGAAGACUACUUUUAUGGACAGAGACUUAGGAGCUUUAAUGAUGUUCCCGGAAGAAGCUUCUGGAGGUGGUGCAGCCCAUAUUUACAGCUUCAUUCCUCAAAUCAGUAAAAGUGGAGGCCUGCAUUUCCAAUGGGGAAGAAAGGAUCCUCUGCCUGUUUUCUUCAAUGCUGGAGGCAAUUAUAAUUUUGGAACAGCAGUAGGCAGCCAAGGAAGCAUUUAUCAAAACUUGAACAGAUAUACAAUCCGUAUGCAAAGCGGGCCGAUCAGUAAUGGGAUAAUUCCUUAUUCAGGAGCUAUCGACAACACUAAUUAUAUAGCCAAUUACUCUAAAGAAUUUUCAACAGAUUAUUCUUCAGUGUUUUCGUCUACAGACCCUAAGAAGGAUAAAAUUAUGAAAGUACUGAUGUAUUCUGUAAACAAUCC